AUGGAUGUUUUGGAGAGAAAGAAGAAGAUAAAGUUUUGUGCAGAUAUUGCUAUGGCUUCUGCCAAAAAUGCCACAACUUCUUGGAGCAAUGCAGUAAUUUCCGAUGCUAUGAAAUACGAAGAAAACUCUAUUCUCGUGGAUAAUUUAUUAACCCACAAGUCAAGGUUCAUGCCACAAAAGACCCCAGUUUGCAAAAUGAUCGCUCUCCAUAAGAGGUUUCGAAGCAAGAAGAUCUUGAAAAAGUGUUGUAGUGUUGCCCAAAGAGCAAAAAAGACGUUUCCUCCUACGUCCAAUUCAGCUACUUAUAUUACAAAAAGAUUGGUAAAAAAGAGAACCCAAGUUCUUAAAAGACUUGUACCUGGUGGAGAAGCCAUGGAUGAAUUCUCCCUCAUCAAAGAAGCGUUAGACUACAUCCUUUCCCUUAGGGUACAAGUUGAUGUCAUGAGAAAUCUCGUGAAUGCAACCGAGGUUUUGAAUGAAAGUAAUUCACCCAUAGUCGAUUAA
Molecule: messenger RNA, 504 nt
Organism: Lactuca saligna
Lineage: Eukaryota; Viridiplantae; Streptophyta; Magnoliopsida; Asterales; Asteraceae
Source: the annotation of a GenBank genome assembly